Messenger RNA from Neogale vison (American mink), 2897 nucleotides. RefSeq names its product fibroblast growth factor 10 (gene FGF10). The record is from RefSeq and is a predicted model, not a curated record. Gene Ontology annotation, biological process: secretion by lung epithelial cell involved in lung growth; fibroblast growth factor receptor signaling pathway; animal organ morphogenesis. The transcript is spliced from 3 exons. Gene Ontology annotation, cellular component: cytoplasm. The coding region runs from base 818 to 1465 and encodes 215 amino acids. NCBI's taxonomy places the organism in Eukaryota, Metazoa, Chordata, Mammalia, Carnivora, Mustelidae. Gene Ontology annotation, molecular function: type 2 fibroblast growth factor receptor binding; growth factor activity; chemoattractant activity.
CCCUGCAAAUGAGGUUUGACCAGCAGAGGCAGAGCCCACCUCUGGCUUAGAAUCACUGACAUUUAGACUCCAGGCUUCAACCUGUUUACAAGCGGGCUUUCCAAAGGAAGGGGGUGGGGGGCGGAGGGAAACAGGGCCAAACAAAACACCAACCGCCAUCUCCCCCAAACAAGAAGUGACUUUCUGGAGGCUUCAAAUCAACAGGCACCACCAAAAAGAGAAAGCAAGAGGGGGAAGGAAACAACGGCGACCGGCAGCUCGCUCGCCUCCAGUUCUGACAACUCCAAAGGGACGCGCUUUUAGAACCGGCUAGCAGGCUGGGGCUCUGCCGAGAGGGGCGAAAAGGUGCCAACCCCCGAGAGGCGCAGAUAUCUCCCCCAGCCUCCCACCCCGACCUCUGUGGGUUUUGUUCACCGUGCUGUCAUCUGUUUUUUAGACUUUUUUUUUUUUUUCAUCUACCAUGGUGAAGAAAGGAGUGAAGAAGAGAACAAAGUAACUCCUAGGGGAGUGAAGAUCGUUGGUGACCAACACCACCACCGCCACCACCAGCUCCUGCUACUGCGGCCACCCACGUCCACCAUUCACCGGGAGACUCGAGAGGCGCAAGGCAGCGGAUCCGAGAAAGGAGCGAGGAGAGGCAGCCGGCCCUUCCGAGGAGUUAUGGAUGUUGGUGCAUUCACUUCUGGCCAGAUCCGCGCCCAGAGGGAGCUAACCAGCGGCCGCCACCUCCAGCUGUCUCCUUGCCUCGCACCAGGUCUUACCCUUCCAGUAUGUUCCUUCUGAUGAGACAAUUUCCAGUGCCGAGAGUUUCAGUACAAUGUGGAAAUGGAUACUGACACAUUGUGCCUCAGCCUUUCCCCACCUGCCUGGCUGCUGCUGCUGCUUCUUGUUGCUGUUCUUGGUGUCUUCCAUCCCUGUCACCUGCCAAGCCCUUGGUCAGGACAUGGUGUCACCAGAGGCCACCAACUCCUCUUCUUCUUCCUCCUCCUCCUCGUCCUCUUCCUCCUUCUCCUCCCCUGCCAGUGCGGGGAGGCAUGUGCGGAGCUACAAUCACCUCCAAGGAGACGUCCGCUGGAGAAAGCUAUUCUCUUUUACCAAGUACUUUCUUAAGAUUGAGAAGAACGGGAAGGUCAGCGGUACCAAGAAGGAGAACUGCCCGUACAGUAUCCUAGAGAUAACUUCAGUGGAAAUCGGAGUUGUUGCCGUCAAAGCCAUUAACAGCAACUAUUAUUUAGCCAUGAACAAGAAGGGGAAACUCUAUGGCUCAAAAGAAUUUAACAAUGACUGUAAGCUCAAGGAGAGGAUAGAGGAAAAUGGAUACAAUACAUAUGCAUCCUUUAACUGGCAGCACAAUGGGAGGCAAAUGUACGUGGCAUUGAAUGGAAAAGGAGCUCCUAGGAGAGGACAGAAAACACGAAGGAAAAACACCUCAGCUCAUUUUCUUCCAAUGGUGGUACAUUCAUAGAGGAAGGCAAUGUUUGUGGAUGCAGCAGAACCAAAGGUUCUUUUGCCAGGACUAGUUGGUAUUCUUCACGAAGACAGUAGCUCAAAAGGCAGAGACACAUUGCAGAUGUCUGCUCGCUUGAAAGAAAGGAAGUCUUUGAAGGUUUUGUACUCACUGCUGACAUAUGAUGUUCUUUUAAUUAGUUCUGUGUCAUGCCUUAUAACCGAGAUAAUAGGCAGAUUAAAUGGGAUGGAAGUUACUCCUAAGUGAACAACAUUGUAUGUUGGCUGGGUUUUUGGUGAAGUUUUUGUUUCUGUUGUUGUUUUUUAACCUCUGAGAUAGGACUGAAAGGACAUGGAACAAUCUGUUGAAUGAUCUUCGGGAAAGUUAUUUAUGGAAUACAAACUCAUAUCAAAGACUUUCAUUGCUCAUGCAAGCCUAACGAUUCAAUGAGCAGUCAGACACGCAAGCAUUUACUGGAAAGCACUUGGGUCACGUCAUAUGCACAACCAAAGGCGCUUUGGGCAUGGCAUCAUGGAAGAGUUGGAUAAGAUUUUAAAAAUGUAAACAUGUUAGUGUAAAACUGUUCUAACAAACCAAAUAGUAUGGUAUGCUUGUGCAUUCUGUCUUCAUCCCUUUCUAUUUCGUUCUAAGUUAUUUAUUUAAUAGGAUGUUAAAUAUCUUUUGGGGUUUUAAAGAGUAUCCUCAGCAGUUGCCCUCUGAUUUACCUUUUCUUUUUCUUCAGCACACCACAUGCAUGUUCAUGACAAAGUGUUUUUAAAACUUGGCAAACACUUCAAGAAUAGGAGAGGAGAUAGGAAAGCAGGGUGAGAGCCCCAUGUGCUGUGAGUUAACUUAAUAUCACUUCUGCAAUAAGAACCAUCAACAAUAAAUAUGACAGUGUCGUGGCACGGCUUGAUGAGAGAUAUCUGCCAUCAUUUAAAAACAUCUAUCACUCCUAAGGCUUCCUUUCAUAAGAAAUAGACCAGAAGGCCAAGUCUUCUCUUUCAAUACACCAAUGGGGCUCCAAGAAUAUACUAAAAGAAGGAAAAUUGUUAUAAAUAAAUUUUAGUAGCCCAGCCUCAUUAUUUACCAACGACUUUUUGCCAUGUGUCAUGGUGGUUAGAGAUGAAGAGGCUGUCCGCAUAUAUAAGAUCCCUUUAUAAGUCCCACGUAGUGCAUCUCCCCCAAAGGAAAUUAUCAAGGAAUUUGAAGUGUAACUCUCCCAGGGGCUUAAACUGAGCAACUAUAUCCUGGUAUAUGUGUAACCAUAUACUGAAACCUGUUCGAGCUGUAUGAUCUAGUCUUUACAAAACCAAAUAAAACUUAUUUCUUGUCAAUGUAAAGAGCUUUGGAAGACUCCAUCAUGUAAUCAUAUCAAAAUUCAUUUUGUUAGAGCAGGUAGAGAAAACAAUACAUAGGAGUAUACCAGUCAUCAUCACAUUGUAUUCCA